Molecule: messenger RNA, 805 nt
Organism: Capsaspora owczarzaki ATCC 30864
Lineage: Eukaryota; Filasterea; Ministeriida; Capsasporidae
Product: histidine triad protein
Exons: 5
Coding region: 116-733 (205 amino acids)
Cellular component (GO): cytoplasm
Molecular function (GO): hydrolase activity
Source: RefSeq, a predicted model, not a curated record
GCGUGCUCGACACUUGAGCUUUCCUUCGACUCAAUCCCAAACUAAAUCCAUACUACUGUACUUACUUUCAUCAUCCUCUUCUUAACUUCUGAGACACUGCACUGAAAAUCAAAACAUGUCAAUUUCGGCCAUUUCUCGGUGCGUUUUCCGUUACCCGGCAUUUCGCUCCUUUGCUUCUCAGAGCAACGGUCGCCUCGCAGCUCUAUCGAAUGCUGCUGCUGCCACCAAAGCAGUGAUCGCAGGUCGUGGUGGUCCCAAUAGAAUGGCUGAAUUCUCUGAAUCCAGCAGCCGCUCAUUCGCUUCUCUGUCAUUCUCAGCAUUCGCCCAAAAGAAGACCAUGUCGGACGAGCAGGCCAAAGCGAUCGCCGCAGCGCAGCAGCCGCGCCAAGCAGACACCAUCUUUGGCAAGAUUGCUCGCAAGGAGAUUCCCGCCCAGAUUGUGUUUGAGGACGACCAGGCACUCGCCUUCCGUGACGUGAGCCCGACUGCUCCGACACACAUUCUCAUCAUCCCCAAGAAGCCGAUUGCCACCAUUGCCGAUUCCACCGACGAAGAUGAGCAGCUUCUUGGCCACCUUCUCGUCGUCGCGCGCAAGGUCGCCGAGCAGGAGAAACUCGCUCGCGGCUAUCGUAUUGUCAUCAACAAUGGCGCCGAUGGAGGCCAAAGCGUCUACCACCUGCACGUGCACCUUAUCGGAGGCAAGUCGCUCGGCUGGCCUCCGUUUGCCAACUAGAUAUCUCUGCGCUCUCUGUGUGCUCCCUGUUUAUGAGCGCUUGCUUGCGAUGAUGAGAGUUUUUCAAAGCCU